Quercus robur (English oak) is the source of this 894-nucleotide messenger RNA. RefSeq lists its product as uncharacterized. The coding region runs from base 1 to 894 and encodes 297 amino acids. The transcript has a single exon. NCBI's taxonomy places the organism in Eukaryota, Viridiplantae, Streptophyta, Magnoliopsida, Fagales, Fagaceae. The record is from RefSeq and is a predicted model, not a curated record.
AUGAGGUGGUUUGAUGGUCUGAGGGCAGAAUCCAUCGGUUCCUUUAAGGAACUCACCCAGACGUUUGGGUCCCGUUUUAUUACGUGUAGCAGAGCGCCUCAUCCUUUGGCUUCUUUGCUAUCUCUGUCCAUGAGAGAGGGUAAAACUCUAAAAACAUACUUGGACCGAUAUUGGGAGAUAUUCAACGAGAUAGAGGGUGAUUUUAAGAACGUGGCCAUCAGUACUUUCAAGCUCUGCUUGCUUGCAGAGCAUGGUUUAAGGAAGUCUUUGAUGGGGAAACCUGUUACCAGUAUAAGUCAACUCAUGGAUCAGAUUGACAAGUAUAAGAGGGUUGAGGAAGACCAGCUGCAAGAUAAAGGGAAGGGCAAGGUUAUCCCUCAAGAGAGGAGGGAUUUCAGGUCGGAACGCUACAAUAAUAACAAACCUCGGCGAGAUUUUGCUGGACAAUUUGGACUUGCAGCCCCACAAGUAGUAAACACUGUGUUCCGAGAACUUGUGAAUAAAGUCUUAGAGAAAAUCAAGAACGAGCCGUAUUUUAAAUGGUUGAACAAGAUGAGUGGAGAUCCUACAAGGCGUAACCAAAGCCUCCAUUGUCAGUAUCAUCAGGACCGAGGACAUACCACUGAGGAUUGUCGAACAUUGUGGAACCAUCUGGAACCAUUGGUUAAGGAGGGCAAGCUGCAACAAUUUCUGUACCAACCUAAUGGACAGGGAGACCAAUCAAGGUCAUAUGGCCAGGGGAGUGCUUCUUUAAGGCACCCAUUGGGCACAAUAAAUGUCAUAUUUGCUACGCUUAGAAGGACUGGCUCUCAACCUGCCAGGGUGAUGUCUAUGGCCAGGUUACCAGCUGAGGACCCAAACUCCGAGCCGAAGAGAGCUAGGUUAGAGAUCUGA